This is a messenger RNA of Monoraphidium neglectum, 1035 nucleotides long. RefSeq lists its product as hypothetical. NCBI's taxonomy places the organism in Eukaryota, Viridiplantae, Chlorophyta, Chlorophyceae, Sphaeropleales, Selenastraceae. The record is from RefSeq and is a predicted model, not a curated record. The transcript has 8 exons. The coding region runs from base 1 to 1035 and encodes 344 amino acids.
AUGCCUGCGAUGGCGGAGGCAAUCCCGAUCAUCGACCUCUCCGCCCCCGAUCCCGAAGCUGCCGCCGCCCUGGGCGCCGCCUGCCGCGGCUCUGGUUUCUUUCUUGCAGCGGGCCACGGCGUGCCGGACGAUGUCGUCAUCUCGAUGUUUGACCAGAUCAGGUCACUGUUUGACCUGCCCAUUGCCGACAAGAUGGCGCUGCUGCAGGACGAAAACAACCGCGGGUAUACGCCCCUGUUGGAGGAGACCCUUGAUCCUGGGUCACAGACCAAGGCGCGUGCAAUUGACGUUUUUGGUUUUGCGCAGGGUGAUACCAAGGAGGGCUACUACAUCGGCAGAGAGGUCCCCGCGGACAGCCCCGAGGCGCAGCUACCCCUCCACGGCCCCAACCUUUGGCCGCCUGAGAAGCUUCUGCCCGGCUUCCGUGCCACCACCGAGGCCUACUUCUCCUCCGUCACUGCCCUCGGCCACCGCCUGCUGCGGCUGCUCGCGAUCAGCCUAGAUCUGGAGCCAGGUCACUUUGACCCGUUCUUCGACCCGCCCAUGGUAUUCCUGCGGCCGCUGCACUACAGUGCAGAGGUCUCCCGGCCGGGGGAUGGCGUGUUCGGGGCCGGCGCGCACAGCGACUACGGCAUGCUUACGGUCCUGGCAACCGAUGGCCAGCCAGGGCUGCAGGUGCAUGUGGGGGGCGCCUGGGUGGACGUGCCUGCCGCCCCGCGCUGCUUCGUGUGCAAUCUGGGGGACAUGCUGGAGCGGUGGACCAACGGGCUGUACAAGAGCACCCUGCAUCGCGUCGUCAGUACUACGGGGCGUGACCGCUACUCGAUACCUUUCUUUUUUGAGCCAAACUUCAACGCUGUGGUGGAGGCGCUCCCGUGCUGCGUCACGGCGGACCGUCCCGCCGCCUACCCCCCCACCACAGCGGGGCGCCACCUCCUGGAGAAGUACGCCGCCACACACGCGGGCUACGGGAAUGGCGAGGCAGCAGCGGCAACAGCGGCAGCGGGGGCGGCGGGGGCAGCGGGGGCAGUGUGA